UAGGAUGAGUUCACAUUUAGAGGCCGAGAAGUUAAAUUACAGAUGGGUGGUGUUGUGUAUGGUAUUUCUUAGUAAUUUUCUCACAUGGGGAGUUACGUACUCUGUCGGUGUAUUGUACGCCGAAUGGGUUCGUUAUUUUGAAGCACCAAUGGGGGAAGUGGCAUUUGCAGGAGGAAUACCAGUUGCUGUUGGUUGUGGUCUAGGCCCUUUAUACGGCAUAAUGAUCAACAAGCUACAAAUAAGGACUUGUGGAAUAAUAGGAGGACUUACAAUGUCUCUUGGCUUAUCUAUGAGUUAUUUUGCACGCAACGUUAUUACACUGUGCGUCACGUUUGGACUUAUCGCAGGUUUUGGUUGUGGUCUGGCAUCGUUAGCUUCGUGCAGUAUCAUAAAUAAAUAUUUCCUGCGACAACGAACGCUAGCAGAGAGCGUCUAUGGGUCAGGCUGUUCAGCUGGUGUCUUUGCAAUGUCUGCGAUACAGCGGUUCUUUAUUUGGGAAUGUACUUGGCAAGGUGCUAUGCUUAUUAUUGGAGGCAUUUGUUUAAACAACGUGGUGAUCGCAAUGUUUCUUAUUCCACCUAAAAACUUGAACUUACCAAAAGUGAACCGAAUGAAAGAAAAUAAUAACGAAUAUGAAAUGACUCCGAUUUAUAUUGAAGAUAAUGUAAAUUCCCACAAAGACGUCAUUGCUGUUCGACAAGAUUUAUCCUUUUUCAGACGAAGUACCUGUUUGUACAGAAAUAUCACUUUCUUACGCCUCAUAGUUAGCGACUUUAUAUGUUGGUUGUGUUUGUUUAUUCCUUAUGUUCAUCUGGUUGAACGGGCUAGGUUAUCUGGUUUGGAUGAAAGUACCAGCGCAUGGGUGGCAGCUACCAUAGGCUUAGCUGGUUUUAUCGGCAGACCAGUUACAGGAGCAUUAUUUAACUAUGCUGAUGUUCACCCAAGGAUUGCAUAUGCGCUUAUUUAAAUUUUGUGCGGCAUGUCAGUUGCUGUAAGUCCCUUCUGGUCGGACAAGAUCGGUCUUUUUAUGUUUGCUGCUACGUUUGGAUUUUUCAGCAAUGGUUACGGCUUAAUAAAAGCAUCUGCGGCAGUUAUGUUGGGUCGAAAUAAAUUUGUUGACGCUUACAGCUGGAUGCUAAUGUUUGAAGGAUUGGGUGCACUAUUGGGACCACCAAUGGCAGGUUGGUUUUAUGACGUCACACAAAGCUACGACUGGGGGUUCCGGAUGGCUGGAUUUGGUUUGAUUAUUUCUGGGUUAAUUUUGGUUACGAAACCGCGCAAUAAUACACAAGACGUUUAAUUACCUUUACUACAUUCUAAUACAUGGGUGGUCUCUAUAUUUGCAUCGUCAAUACCAUCGUACUGAAUCUGCUAUAAUACUGUUUCAAAUUAUAUUUUUUUUAACAUUUUAUCAUACUGUUACCUCUUACUUACUUGUCUUAAAUGUAAUUGAAAUAAUUUUGUAACAUAUUUUACACAUUUCAAUAUAUUUCCGCACAAAUGUCAGGAGAACUUUAAUACAUUUUUGAUAAUACAUAUACAAAAAGAAAAAAACGUUUAUUGGGGUACUGAUUAUUAGGGUACUGAUUAUACACUUGUA
Molecule: messenger RNA, 1600 nt
Organism: Ciona intestinalis (vase tunicate)
Lineage: Eukaryota; Metazoa; Chordata; Ascidiacea; Phlebobranchia; Cionidae
Source: RefSeq, a predicted model, not a curated record